This is a messenger RNA of Musca domestica (house fly), 920 nucleotides long. RefSeq lists its product as uncharacterized. Lineage: Eukaryota; Metazoa; Arthropoda; Insecta; Diptera; Muscidae. Gene Ontology annotation, cellular component: nucleolus. Gene Ontology annotation, molecular function: RNA binding. Bases 78 to 875 code for a protein of 265 amino acids. The record is from RefSeq and is a predicted model, not a curated record. The transcript is spliced from 2 exons.
GUACAUCCCUAGUACAAUCGAUAGCCGAUAUUCGAAUUAUACAUACCUAGUACAUGUGCUAAAUAUAAAUAAACACAAUGGCAAGAAAAAAGAAUCCUAAAAAGAAAUUGGAAAUUGUUUUCGAUCCACAGAAAAGAAAGGAGUUUUUGACCGGAUUUCGGAAGCGUAAGAAUGAGAGACGUAAACGUGCGCAAGAGGAAUUGGAGCGCAAUUUAAAGGAAGAACGUCGCAGAAUUCGAUUGGAAAUCAAAGAUGGUAUUAAACACAUGAAAAAGUCAUUUGAACCAUUGAAGGAACUUACGGAGGCAGACAAACGCAAUGAGGAUGAGUACGAAGAUGAUGAUGUGAAGGUUAAAAUAGUGGAGUUAUCCACGGGUGAUUUAGCCGCUCAACGCAAUAUGUUGGGAGUAAAUCGUGGAGAGGAAUCCGAAGAAAGCGAAAAAGAGGCUAAAACAGAUGACGACGAUGAUGAAAACAAUAGUCCCAACUGUAUACCAGGAAUGGAUUUCGAUAUCAACGCCAGAAAAAGGAAACAUGCCGCAGAUUCGGAAAAUGAAGAUUAUGACAGUGACGAGGAAAAAGUCAAAAGUAAAAAGUCAAAAACAGAAAAAGAAAAAUUAGAACUAAAAACAAAAAAAGAAUUGGACCACUUCAAAAAAGUCAAGACCAUGAAGAAACUUAAGAAGACUAAGGCUUUCAAAAUGAAACAGCAGCUGGACAAAAAGGCCAAUCAGAAGAAAGCUAGAAAAGAUAGAAACAAUACGUUGAAAAGUCUACCAGCUCAUCUAAGGAAAAAGAAGAAAUUCCAAAAGAACCCAUAUAACAAGGGAAGACUUAUGAAUAGAAAACAAAUCAGAAAGAAGAAUAGUAGUUGAAAGCACUUCAAUUUACAGUAAAUAAAGUCUAUGAAGUACUGUUAA